This is a messenger RNA of Zophobas morio, 694 nucleotides long. RefSeq lists its product as uncharacterized. NCBI's taxonomy places the organism in Eukaryota, Metazoa, Arthropoda, Insecta, Coleoptera, Tenebrionidae. The coding region runs from base 155 to 676 and encodes 173 amino acids. The transcript has 4 exons. The record is from RefSeq and is a predicted model, not a curated record.
AUCUUAUCUGUAUAACAUAUAGAACAAACAGUCUGUGACAAAAAUCGGUAAAUUACCCACAAUGUAGACAUUUAUUUUACAAGUACGGAAAAAGUUGUGUGUUAUUACUUCCCGAACGUUAAACUGUCAUCCCCAGUUGUAGUGGUAUUACAAGAUGAAUCAGCUUAAAAAUCACCAUCAAAAGAAACGUCACUCACCAGCAGAUUAUUACUGGCGCGAUUACACCGGAGAAAUCCCUGACGACGCACUCCCAGGCGGACACGACAUAAACAAAAAAGCCACUUUCAUCGGUCAAGCAUUUUUAUCGAACGGUGGAAUCGUGCCUGGAACCAUUUACCCCGGUCAACCCGGCAUGAGAUUGCCCUUUGGCUGGAACGCGAAUUUCUCUGACGCCGGCAUGAAAAUACUUUGCAGUUCAAACUGGAACUGUUUUUCUUGGGAAAACGCCAACAGCACUAAUCUACACAUGACCACAAUUGGCAAACAAUUAGUGAUAGGGGGGUGCGAAAACGGUGGUAGUAUCGUCAACCUUGGACGGGUGAUGCACCAAGGCGAACUCAUCGUGGGAAAAGUACUGGGGUACCAAGCAGGAAACGCGAAAAUGUUCUACGUUUGUGGCGACAAAGAACACGGGGUCACUUCGUAUCAGGUUUUAGUGUAUUAUCCUAGCAAAUAGAUUUUAUUUUCAUUUAAA